Molecule: messenger RNA, 1385 nt
Organism: Prunus avium (sweet cherry)
Lineage: Eukaryota; Viridiplantae; Streptophyta; Magnoliopsida; Rosales; Rosaceae
Product: syntaxin-32
Biological process (GO): endoplasmic reticulum to Golgi vesicle-mediated transport; vesicle fusion; intracellular protein transport
Cellular component (GO): endomembrane system; SNARE complex; Golgi membrane
Molecular function (GO): SNARE binding; SNAP receptor activity
Source: RefSeq, a predicted model, not a curated record
AAAAACUCCUUCAAUAAAAAAAGUGCGAAAAUUUUCACCACCAUGAUCCAAUUCAAGGGCCUCCUGUGUUUCAGAGUACCCAAUCUUUGCAUCUAAUUUUAUCAAUUCCAUUCAUAAUAUAAUACAGAGUUUCUGAGCUUUACAGAGCGUUGAAGUAGAAUUUGUACAAAAAGUUUCUUUUUCAUUAUAAAUUUUGUUACAAAUCAGUGAAUAAAAAUAUAGAAAUGCAUGGAAAAUCGGGGCAAUCGUCGUUCCGAGAUCGAACGCAGGAGUUUCUGAGCAUAACAGAGAGGCAUCGAAAGUCCUCCUUCUCGACGCCAGCCAACGAUGGCCCAGCAUCGAGUAGCAAUAGUGGCGCGAAACUCGACGGACCUCGAUCUGCGGCUUCGAUUCAAUCGGAGUUCAACAAAAGGGCCUCCAAGAUUGGGCUUGGGAUUCACCACACUUCCCGCAAGCUCACCAAGCUCGCACAAUUGGCAAAAAGGACAUCAGUGUUUGAUGAUCCAGCUCUGGAGAUCCAAGAGCUGACAUCAGCUAUAAAGCAAGAUAUUACUGGACUUAAUUCAGCAGUGAUAGAUCUGCAGCUGGCCUGCAAUUCCCAAAAUGAAAGUGGAAACAUCUCAAGUGACACCACAAAUCAUUCAACCACGGUUGUAGAUAACCUGAAGAACCGACUAAUGAGCACCACGAAGGAGUUUAAAGAAGUGCUCACCAUGCGGACAGAGAAUUUAAAGGUUCAUGAAAAUAGGAGGCAAUUGUUUUCUUCAAGCACUUCAAAAGAGUCAACAAAUCCGUUUGUUCGCCAACGUCCAGUUGCUGCCAGAUCAGCUGCUAAUGCAUCGGCAGCUCCUCCUCCAUGGGCCAAUGAUUCUGCGUCUUCUUCGUCACAGUUAUUUCCUAGGAAGCAGACAGAGAUGGAAUCUCGGCCAUUACUGCAACAGCAGCAACAACAGGUAGAACAACAAGACAGCUAUAUGCAGAGCCGAGCUGAAGCUCUUCACAACGUGGAGUCAACAAUUCAUGAGCUGGGUGGCAUAUUCACACAAUUGGCAACCAUGGUUUCUCAGCAAGGAGAGCUUGCAAUCAGGAUUGAUGAGAAUAUGGACGACACACUGGCCAAUGUGGAAGGAGCACAAGGGCAACUGGCCAGGUACUUUAGCAGUAUAUCAUCCAACCGAUGGCUAAUGAUCAAGAUAUUCUUUGUACUUAUUGUUUUUCUUAUAUUUUUCUUAUUUUUUGCUGCAUAAGGAUGAAUAAAAAUUAUACAAAGCAAAGGAAAGUAACAAAGCGAUAUUUUCCUUUCUAUACUAAAGUUGUAUUGAUAUUGUAUUUUCUGUUAUUUGAAAUACGAAAGAUGGCAUGUAUGGACUACAUGUGAAUUGUGA